GGGCGGGGCUGCCCAGAGAGCUCUGGUCUGCGGCACCUCCAGCUCCUUUCUUGCACCACCCCUGCAAUCUGGCAGAGCUCGCUGCCUCUGAAGAACACUGGGAUGGCAGGAGCAGCCCCUCCCAGGACUGGCCCGAGUGUCCCCAGCCCCACUAGUUUUGCCCUUUGAAAUGAAGUGGCAAAUCUGCCUUCAAAUCAUCUGGGACCUUGCUUAAAUGCCCACUGGGCCUCAGGCAGUCUCAGGGAUGCAGAUUCUGCAUUUCUAACAAGCUCCUGGUUUCGAUUGAUGAUGCUUUGGCCCAAGGACCACUCUGAGUCAUCCAGAGGACUUUGGUCUCAGGCUGACUCUGUCCCUGCACUGCCACUGUCCAGCUGCUGAUACUGAGCCUUGCUCAGCCUUAGUCUCCACAUCUGUAAGAUGGGCUGCUCAUUGGUAGCUGAUGGUUUCCCUGAGCACCAUCUGUGUGCUCUCCACACUGCUGUAGCCUCUCAGGGGUCACAGUGAAUAUACCAAAGCCUGCUUCCUAGGUGGCUGCCCGUGUCUGUGUUGAUAAGCAAAUAGUUGUUCCCAAGGAGAUGAAAUAGGGUGGUGGGAGACAGUGGCACCUGGGGAUACGACUGGGCCACGUAACUUGUCCCGUGCUGUAAUCCAGUGCAGGGGCCUGCCUGGGUGGCCCUAAAUUGGCCACCCUCUGGGCUGGGCGUGGCAGUGUCUAAGGCAAGACUUGGAAUGUGAAUGGCGUUAGGGCAGGUGGGAAACGAGGUCCGAAAGUCACAGCAGAUGUGGCUCCAGAUGUGGGACUGCACAGUGCAGGCUGAGCUGGAGGGCCCCUGCCAGCACCCCAGAAGAGAACCAGCUUCUCCUGGGGCAGCAGGCAGCCUGGGGGUGCUUCUGUGGGAAAACAGUGAAGUGGGGAACCGAUUGUGGAGGUUGAGAUGACUCAGGAGGCCUGGGUGGAGGUGAGGGUAGCAGCCCCUAGGGAGGAAAAACUGGCACCAGAGAGGUGGCCUAGAGUGACUGAAGAGAGGAACCUGCUGGGAGGCUGAGGCAGGAUUGCCAGGUUCCAGCUGAGGGGACUCAGACCCUGUAUCACAAAGGGUGGUGCAUGUGUGAGCCCCGUCUGGGGACACUGACCACUGGGGUACCGAGGGCUUGGCUAUGGCAGAGUCUGGGAAGGGUCAGUGGCCUGGCAUGAGAGGUCUUGCAAGGAUUUGGGCUGGAAUUGGCAGACCUGAAAUAGGAAGAGGGGCUCCGCUGAGCCGCUCGAGGACCACACCUUUCGCAUGCUCCUUGGGUGGUGUAAUGUGCAGCCAAGCCAGCACGGAGAGCCCUUCUGCCGGCCGACCCUCUCCACCUUGCAGUGGCAACCAGCGACUGGCCAGGCCCCCGCCACCGGACCAAGUGGACACUGCCCAGAGUCCAGAGCUGAAGCCUUGAAGAGUGUCAUCGCCGCCGGCCAGGCGCGGCCCACCCCUGCGCGCGCAGCCCCGCGGAGCCAUUACACCACCCCGGGACAUGCAAAAGGUUCCCCAGCGCCGCCACCACCGCCGCCGUGGGAGCUGGGCCAGAGGGAGACGCGCCUCCCUCCCCUCUCUUGUCUUCCCCGCAUAGCUGACGUCUGCCCGCUCAUGCUGCUACCCUCCGGAGGGCUGGAGGUACGUCCAGGAGCGCGAUGCCAUCCUCGGGCCCUUCGGUGAGCUCAUGACCGAGGCCGACAUCCUCUGCAUCGAGCAGCAGAUAGAGAACCUGCAGGUGCUACACAAGGCGCAGAAGCUGGAGGCGCGCCUGGAGCAGCUGGAGCUGGAGCUGGAGCAGCUGCUGCCCAUCUCCGCCGCGCUCUCGGCACCGCGCUUCACCGUUGACCCGCGUCGCAUGCAGGGCCGCGCUGCCAGCCUGCCCGCCUGGUGCAGUAAGAUCUCCACGCUGCUCAAGAGCAUGGCCUCGCUGCUGGCAGCGUUGGGUGGCCGGCCCGCGCACCUGGCCGAGCUGCUGGCCGCCGACACGGGCCAGCCGCUGGCACCCCUGCCCGACGCGCCCUGCAGGCCCGGGCCCCUCUGCCUGGGCCGCUCACACUCGCUGAGCUGGUGCCGCGAGGCCGUGGCACGCGAGAUCCUCGAGUGCGGCGUCUCAGUGCGGCGCCUCUGCGCCACCUACGAGCUACGCGCCCAGAGCGCAGCUCCCGCACGCACCCCGCGUGGUAAGGCCCAAUCGCUAGCCAGCGGCCUGGACCGUGAGCCCGUCCUUGAAGAGGACUACGUGGUGGCCAGCUCCAGCGAGUCCAAUGCCGCCGUCGCCAAUGGCUUGCUGGCCGCCGAGGAGCACCUGGGGGCCCAGGACGCACCCAGAGAGUCGAGGGACAACCAGGAGACAUUGCCUGAGUCUGAGCAGCUGGUGUGCAGGCCACCGCCGUCCACCGAGCUGCCUGGCAUUCAGGACUACAUCGACAUGCGCAAGGAGCGCAUCGUCUACCUCUUUCUGGAGCACUGGCGCAAGUGGACCUUCCGCGGCAGCUCAGGUCGCCACGCCCAGGCACGCCUGCGUAGAUUGCUGCCCCGCGUGGUGGCUGCUGGCGCGGACCCCAACCCCGAGGUUGUUGACUUUGCUCCUCAGCAGCCAGCGGGCAACACUGAGGCUUGCAAGCCCGACCAGCGGCUGCUGCACCUGCUGAAGCAGCGGCAGGUGGUGGGCAAGCUGCUGGGCCACUGGCGGAGCCUGCUUCGGCAGGUGCCCGCACGCCAAUCCCAUGGCCUGCGCCUGGCGCACGGCCUGUACUGGCCCGAACACUUCCUGCCGCCCCUGGGCAGUGGAGAGCCCCGGCACUACGACAGCCUCACACUUGACCUCUUCAUGCUUGGCUACUUCCAGCUGCUCGAGAUGGGUCUCAGCCGGGAGGAGCGCAAAUUCCGCCACCUGCUGUGCUAUGAGAUGUUUGACCGGCUGGGCAGCCACCCGUGGGAGCGCAUCCGCCUCUUCCACCGCGUGGUGAUGGAGGAGGUGGAGGCUGGACGGCGAGGCUGGAGUGACGGCUUCGAGGAUCUCAGGCGCCAGUUCUUCGGAGACAGCCCGGAGGCUGAGCCGGCCCAGGAAGAGGCGAAGAAGGAUGAAGAGCACGAGGAAGAUGAAGUGGAGGAGAAAGAAGAGGCGAUGCAAGGGGAGGAGAAGGAAAGGGAGGAGGAGGAGGGGCCCGGGGAAGAGGCUGUGCCGGCGCACCUGGAGGACCCGCACAAGGGGGAGCCUGAGCACCCUGGCCCUGCGCCACAGCCUCCGCCUGCCGCACCGCCCCCCGCCUCGAUCUCAGGGCCGCCUCCUUCCGAAGCCCCUGCGGAGGACCCCUUGGAGUUGGUGUCCGAGAUGGGCGAGUUCAGCAACGAAGACAUCUGCCGCUACAUCGACCGCAGCUUCUCCUUCUGGAAGGAGAAGGAGGCAGAGUUGUUUGACAUCUGAGUGAGUCCAAAGUUGCACCUCGAGCAUCUUGGCUCCUGCGCUGGUCUGAAGCCCACCAGAGGCCGGAAGUGGCAGAAAGAACCCGCCUUGUGAAAAGCUGUGUGCUCAUGACCAGGCUGCCUGAAGCCUUGAG
This is a messenger RNA of Cavia porcellus (domestic guinea pig), 3577 nucleotides long. Its product is annotated as espin-like protein. The record is from RefSeq and is a predicted model, not a curated record. Gene Ontology annotation, molecular function: actin filament binding. The transcript has a single exon. Lineage: Eukaryota; Metazoa; Chordata; Mammalia; Rodentia; Caviidae. Gene Ontology annotation, biological process: actin filament bundle assembly. The coding region runs from base 1702 to 3444 and encodes 580 amino acids. Gene Ontology annotation, cellular component: cytoplasm.